UCAUGAAAUUUCAAAUUUCAAACCCAGAAACCCCCAAAAAUUAUACCUUGAUUUAGUCACCUUGAUCUCUCCCACUAGCAUCUUAUCUAUUGGUACUGGACACUGAGUGCUGAGCUACCAAGUGACACCACCGGUCAAUCAUCAAUGUUCGAAGAAGGAAAUGUAGCUAGCAGUGUCUUUGGAUGGAUUUCAAUAGCAUGCUGGAUUGUCGUAUAUUCUCCUCAGAUAAUUGAGAAUUACCAACUAGAGAGCGGGGAGGGUUUAUCUCUCCUUUUCAUCUAUGUAUGGUUGUUGGGUGAUGUAUGUAAUCUUAUGGGCGCAGUGAUGGCUGGAUUGCUGCCUACCGUAAUUAUUCUUGGAGUUUAUUACACUUUAUGCGACACAACAUUGCUUUGCCAAGUAUAUUAUUACCGAUGGAAGCGGCAAACCGGGCGGCACGUUGUACCUGUGCACAUCCCAGGGGAGGUUUCCGAAGAAACUUGCCUUAUUGCUGAUAAUCGCUCGGCGGAUCCCUCCGAAAGACCAGGGCCCUCGGUCACGCGAAUUUUUGUGCGGUACCUGGCCGCUGUCUCAUUCAUAUCAGCCACUGGUGUGGCGGCGUAUUGUAUCAGCAAUUGGCUUCCCAACGAUGAUACUUCUCCAGCCCUUCCAGAUACGAAGUUGGAUUGGCACGUCCAACUAAUAGGGUGGACCAGCGCCACUGCUUAUCUUGGUGCCCGGCUACCGCAAAUAGUCAAGAACUUCAAGACCAGAUGCGAGGGCCUUGCUCCUGGGUUAUUUGUCUUCUCUAUCCUAGGAAACAUGACAUACGCAUUAUCUAUUAUUGCUGCAUCUCGCGACGCAGACUAUCUGAUCAGGAAUGCAAGUUGGCUAGCAGGUAGUGGUUUGACCAUCUUUCUCGAUAUACUUGUGCUCAGCCAGUUCUUCUAUUACGGAUUUAUUUCGGGGCAGAGAGGCUGGAUCGAUAGAGUUCCGGCGUAAGUGUAUCCCCGUUCAGCGUUGCCAUUAGACGACCGUACGUUACUGUUUUCCAAUAGAAUUUUACGAACUUAGGCAUACGCUAUCUAUUGUAUCUUUAUUUUGGCUGGGCUGACG
Molecule: messenger RNA, 1095 nt
Organism: Suillus subaureus
Lineage: Eukaryota; Fungi; Basidiomycota; Agaricomycetes; Boletales; Suillaceae
Product: PQ-loop-domain-containing protein
Exons: 8
Coding region: 145-981 (278 amino acids)
Biological process (GO): basic amino acid transmembrane export from vacuole
Cellular component (GO): fungal-type vacuole membrane
Source: RefSeq, a predicted model, not a curated record